Molecule: messenger RNA, 624 nt
Organism: Linum trigynum
Lineage: Eukaryota; Viridiplantae; Streptophyta; Magnoliopsida; Malpighiales; Linaceae
Source: the annotation of a GenBank genome assembly
AUGGCAAGGUGCCCCAAACAGAGGAAAAAAGCCGUCAUUGCGGCAGUGUCCGCAUAUUUGGAGCUCUUGUUCAAUUUCAUCAAUCUCCUUCUACGAUAUUAUGAGGCAUUAGAAUCUGAACACGAGCAGGCCGUAGAACAUGUUUCAUCUUGGGAGACGCCAAUUGCUAGACAAUUAGCUAGGAAUUCUUUUAUGCGGUGUAUUGUUUCUCAUGGCGACAUAUCUUGCACCAUGCUUGUUCGAAUGAAUUGUAGGACUUUUCAGAAGCUUUGGAUGCUUCUUAGAGAUGAGGGAGGACUUAGGUGUAGUUGGAACAUUGAGAUAGAUGAAAUGGUUGCGAUCUUCCUCUACACCAUAGCCCAUAAUGAGAAGAAUCGUCAACUGCAAGCUACCUUCCGCCGUUCAGGAGAAACAAUUUGUAGGGUGAUCAAAUUGGUCCUGCGUUCGGUUUUGAAACUUCACUCUAUCCUACUUCGUAAACCCAAGCCGUUGGAAGGUUUGUCACAAGAUCAAGUUAUAUCAGCUGCCUUGAUUCUUGUCAAGGAGGAUAGAAUUGCCCAGUUGUACUACCAACUUCCCACAGAUGAAGAGAAGCUUGCCUUCCUCUUUCGUCUCAUCAACUGA